UGGUCUGUCCGUGUAUUAAUGUCCAUUUGUAGUGUAAGUAUGGCAGUUGCAGGGUUAAUUAAAUUAGCUACUUCAGUAGCUAUUUGCUUGUUAUUUGAGACAUUUGAGGAAAAUAUUGUGAGAAUGAGGAGUAAAUGAGACUUGUGUGAGAUCUCCAGAGUAAGUGAUGGCCAUCUUGGAUUUCUGUGCUUGUACAUUUAUUUCCUUAUCCUAUUGCUCUUAUAUGUGUGUUUUUAAAUUAAGCUAUCACUUACUGACCACUGUUUAGGUAUAUAGGGGGUUAAUGUGGUCUAGGUGGGUGUAUCCUCUGAUGGGGUUAAUUGGAUAAAUACUGGUGGGUGUUUGGAUUGUAAAUUCAGCUUCUGAUGAAGUGGCAUGCUGGCCACGAAACGCGUUAGGCUGUAAGGAUAUGGACGCUAUUCUCCUAUGUUUUUAACGCAAUACAAAUAAAUAUGUGUCCGGCGUUCCGCUUCCAUUACUGUUUGUUCUAUUGGAAUUCUGCCCUGUCGGGGGUGUUGGGAAGCGUGGUAGCUCCGCACAGUUCAAUACAGCCUGCUAUCCUGAGCCAGUAGUACAUGACACAACACCAUGGCACAAUUCUCCUUUCGUCAGUGGCUACAGAAGACGCGUGAAUCCCGGAUACUGAUUCUUAUUGUGGUGACGGUGGCUCUGUUUGUGGACUGCAUAAUUAACACCGUUAUUGCCCCAAUCCUUCCAACUUUACUUAUUGGAAAAAACACAUCCAACUCCUCUGUUGUAUCGAACUAUACCUCCACUUUGCUCCCUGAUAACUCAAGUAAAGGGAUUUACCAAUUACAGAAUGCCAAUGGGACACAGGAUGGUGAAUGCUACACUAAGGGGAAAGAAAAUUCAGAUGGACAGGAAUUUUGGAUAGGUCUACUCCUUGCAUUUAAGGGCAUGCUGCAAAUGGUGGCAAACCCCAUAGUGGGAGUACUGACCAACAGGUUUGGAUACGAUGCGCCAUUGCUGGUUGGAUUUGCGGUUGUGUUCUUCUCGACUUUGAUGUAUGCUUUUGGCGAACAGUACGUUUUUCUUUGUGUGGCCAGGGGCUUGCAGGGUAUUGGAUCAUCCUUAACGAUUAUACCAGGUUUGGCUUUGUUGGCAAAUACUUUCCCAGAUGAUGAAGAAAGAGCAAAAGCCAUGGCAAUUUCUACCAGUGGAUUGACAGUUGGGAUCCUACUUGGUGCUCCCUUUGGAUCUCUUAUGAAUGGGUCUUUUGGGAAGUCCUCUCCAUUCUAUGUUUUAGCCGCUGUGACUCUGCUGGAUGGAGCCCUCCGGCUGUGUAUACUUAGGCCAUCAAAGUUUUCCCCAGGAAGCAUUCCUGCAACACCAUAUCUGACUCUACUUGCGGAUCCUUAUAUUUUGGUGACCGUUGUGGGUUACUUCCUCACUAAAUUACAUUCUAGUUUACUGCAAGCGAUUGUACCUAUAAGAAUGAUGGAACACAUGUGUGCCCCCAGCUAUCAGCUUGGUCUGGCGUUCGUUCCAGCUAUGCUCACAACCAUUUUGACUCUCAAUGGUUUUGCGAUUCUGUCCUUAAAAUGGGGGAGGUGGCUAUGCCUUAUGCUUGGAUUUAUUAUUCAAGGAAUCGGGAUUAUAUGUUUUCCUUUAGCUGCCAAUAUCUUUGGACUCAUUGGACCUUCCAUUGUGCUUGGAAUCGGUACUGCCUUAGUGGGAGCAUCAAUAAUGCCAUUGAUGGCGUAUCUGAUUGAUCUACGUCACACAUCAGUCUAUGGUGGGAUAUAUGCCAUAACAGAUGCAGCUUUCUGUCUUGGAUUUGCUAUAGGCCCAUUAUUUGGCGGAGCCAUUGCAAGUGCCAUCGGAUUCACCUGGGUAAUGGUCAUAUUAUGCGUGUUACUAAUUAUUUAUGCCCCUCUCUUCAUCCUGCUACGUAAUGUCAGUGGAAAAGAUGAGAAAAAGCCUAUUUUAAACCAGGAAAACACGCCUGAGGAAGCCAAGUCUGAUGACCAAUAGUCUCACAACUUAUUGAACGUGGUUCACACUCUACCUCUGAAGGCACAUCACUCUGGCCAGCAACACCCACCGAGCAUUUGCAUUUGGUUACCUACAGUAUUAUCCAUGAAUACAUAACCAUAAAACUAUUGUACGUGUAUUUGGUACAACAUAGGGAUAACCAUCCUAAAGGCUAUUCUCGCUAUUCUUAAUGUAUAUUGCAAAAAUAUGUUUACUUUUAAAAAAGCUUACGUUGUGUUUGGGUGGAGUUCCCCUUUAAAAGCAAAAAAGUAGACAAUUCCGAGCUCUCUGAAUAUCGGAAGAUCUGUUUUCACAUUGGUUUCAUGAAACUACUAAUGUCUGUGUAACUUGCCGUACUUAUCAUUUACUGUAAUUCCCUAUCUAUAUAAUGGAGCCUGUUGUUGGAUACUGUGGGGUUUAUACAAAUGACCUGAAGAUGCCACUGAGUGCAAGACUUAUACUGUAUGUACAUAGUACUUUAGUGCUGUAAGUGCUAGAAUAGACUAAACAGCUACACCAUUCUCAUACUUCAGGGUUAAAAACAAUAUUGUCAUAUCUAAACAUUAAUAAAAAAAUAAAAAACAAAACAUACAUGAUAAUGACAGAAAACAACUGUAUGAGCUUUGCGGCUAGUUAAAACAAAUGUGAUAAAUGUCUCCAUGUAAAGUAAUUAUUUCUCAGAAAAGCUUCAGAGUUGUGUUUCUGCUACAAACAUUUCAAAGCUCUCUGUAAGAGAAAAUGGCUCAUUCCUGAGUUAUGUUGGUUUUUAAAAAAAUAAAUAUAACAGGUUACCAACUAAAA
Messenger RNA from Xenopus tropicalis (tropical clawed frog), 2796 nucleotides. It is a transcript of the gene slc18a1.5, whose product is annotated as chromaffin granule amine transporter. The coding region runs from base 589 to 1995 and encodes 468 amino acids. Gene Ontology annotation, cellular component: membrane. The transcript is spliced from 15 exons. NCBI's taxonomy places the organism in Eukaryota, Metazoa, Chordata, Amphibia, Anura, Pipidae. The record is from RefSeq and is a predicted model, not a curated record. Gene Ontology annotation, molecular function: transmembrane transporter activity. Gene Ontology annotation, biological process: transmembrane transport; serotonin uptake; proton transmembrane transport.